Molecule: messenger RNA, 3230 nt
Organism: Monodelphis domestica (gray short-tailed opossum)
Lineage: Eukaryota; Metazoa; Chordata; Mammalia; Didelphimorphia; Didelphidae
Gene: HECTD3
Product: HECT domain E3 ubiquitin protein ligase 3
Biological process (GO): proteasome-mediated ubiquitin-dependent protein catabolic process
Molecular function (GO): ubiquitin-protein transferase activity
Source: RefSeq, a predicted model, not a curated record
GGGAAGGAGGGGGGCCGGCGGAUUGCCGACUAGUGGAGGUCGUCGGGACCUGGGAGAGGAGUGACUAGGUCAGGGUCAACUGGUCAGUAGGUGUCAAUGGAUGGACCACGGACACUGCUAAGCCGUGCUUCUCCCGCUUCGUAAGGUAGAAGACCCCCAAACACAUGGGGUUGCAGGCCGCUUCUCCUACAGCGCCCUCAAACAUAUGAGGGGACGGGCUGCUUCCCGUGCCUCGGAGAGUGGCACCCCAGUGUCUGUGGGGGGCGGGGCCGGGAGCGGCACUCCGAGGGGCUGCGGGAGUCCUCAGGGCAAUACGGUCCUUCUGCGGGAGUACGCUGGUUAUUACGGGUCGGGCUCGGAGGUCGCCGGCUCUGCGCCGCCUCCUCGGCUCAGCUGGGAGCCGGGUCGGAGGUUCGAGUCCUGCCUCCGCGCUCUUGCCUCAGCCGGCUCCCCUUCCCCUCCUCCCCUCUGAGGCCCGGUCAUGGCUGGGGGCUCGGCAGGUGAGUCCCCGCACGGGCUGCUGGGCCGGGUGCGCUUCCUGCAGGAGGCGGCCCGCUGCCUCCGCACCGCUCGUCCGUUGCCUCGGCCGCUGGCCUUCGUGCCCCGGGAGGUCCGCUACAAGCUGUGCAAAGACCCCGUGGGCCCCGGGCCUCCGCGCUGCGUGCUGCCCGUCUGGGCGGCGCCAGGGUCCACCGCCAGGCGUGCUGGGCGCGACAGUCCGGGCAGCAUCGAGGUGCCUCGCGGGGGUUGCGUGCGGGCUACGGGCGAGGAGCUGUGCAACAGCCACGGGCUCUGGAUCAAGCUCACCAAGGAGCAGCUGGCCGAGCAUGGAUGCAGCUGUGACCUCCCUGAAGGCUGGCUCCUGGCCUGCAAAAAUGCCGAAGGUGGCGACCGCCUGGUACCCGUGGCCUCCCCCGACUGCCUGCAGAGGCAGCAGCAGCUCUUCGGGGUGGACUACAGGCCCGUGGCCAGGUGGGAGCAGGUGGUGGACCUGAUGUACUCCUUGCGCCUGGGCACGCGGCCCCAGCCCGCGGAGGAGGACGCCGAGGCCGUGCAGAGGCUGCUGUACGUGCCGCCCACGUGGACGUACGAGUGCGACGAGGACCUGGUGCACUUCUUGUAUGACCACGUGGGCAAGGAGGACGAGAAUCUGGGCAGCGUGAAGCAGUACGUGGAGAGCAUCGACGUGUCUUCCUUCACGGAGGAUUUCAAUGUGUCGUGCCUGACAGACAGCAACGCAGACACCUACUGGGAGAGCGAUGGGUCGCAGUGCCAGCACUGGGUCCGCCUUACCAUGAAGAAGGGCACCAUCAUCAAGAAGCUGCUGCUCACCGUGGACACGACGGACGAUAACUUCAUGCCCAAGCGUGUGGUGGUGUACGGGGGCGAAGGGGACAACCUGAAGAAGCUGAGCGACGUGGCCAUUGACGAGACGCUGAUCGGGGACGUCUGCGUCCUGGAGGACAUGACCGCCCACCUCCCCAUCGUGGAGAUCCGCAUCGUGGAGUGCCGAGAUGAUGGCAUUGAUGUCCGCCUUCGAGGAGUCAAGAUCAAGUCCUCCCGGCAGCGCGACCUGGGGCUGAGCGCCGACAUGUUCCAGCCCGCCAGCCUAGUGCGCUACCCGCGUCUGGAGGGCACAGCGCCCGAGGUCCUGUACCGCCGGGCUGUGCUUCUGCAGAGGUUUAUCAAGGUCCUCGACAGCGUCCUGCAUCACCUCGUGCCCGCCUGGGACUACAGUCUGGGCACCUUCGGUGACAUCAAGCAAGUCAAGCAGUUCCUGCUGCUGUCUCGCCGGCGCCCGGCCCUCGUGUCCCAGUGUCUGCGCGACUCCGAGACCGGCAAGCCCAGCAUCAUGCCCCGUCUGUACAUCAACCGCCGGCUGGCCAUGGAGCACCGCGACUGCCCGGCCCGAGACACCAGCUGCAAGAACGCCGUCUUCACCCAGGUGUAUGAGGGCCUCAAACCGUCGGACAAGUACGAGAAGCCGCUGGACUACAGGUGGCCCCUGCGCUACGACCAGUGGUGGGAGUGCAAGUUCAUCGCCGAAGGCAUCAUUGACCAAGGGGGAGGUUUCCGGGACAGCCUGGCCGACAUGUCGGAGGAGCUGUGUCCCAGUUCGGCCGACACUCCCGUCCCCUUGCCCUUCUUCGUCCGCACGGCCAACCAGGGCAACGGUACCGGCGAGGCCCGGGACAUGUAUGUCCCCAACCCUUCCUGCCGGGAGUUCGCCAAGUACGAGUGGAUUGGGCAGCUGAUGGGCGCCGCCCUGCGGGGCAAGGAGUUCUUGGUGCUGGCUCUGCCCGGCUUCGUGUGGAAGCAGCUGUCCGGGGAGGAGGUGAGCUGGAGCAAAGACUUCUCGGCUGUGGACUCCGUGCUGGUGAAGCUCCUGGAGGUGAUGGAGGUGAUGGACAAGGAGACCUUUGAAUUCAAGUUCGGCCAGGAGCUGACCUACACCACGGUGCUCAGCGACCAGCGCAUGGUGGAGCUUGUGCCCGGCGGGGCGGCCACGGCCGUGUGUUACGAGGACCGCGGACGCUUCAUCCGGCUGGUGCAGCAGGCCAGGCUGGAGGAGAGCAAGGAGCAGGUGGCUGCCAUGCAGGCGGGGCUCCUGAAGGUGGUGCCCCAAGCGGUGUUAGACCUGCUGACCUGGCAGGAGUUGGAGAAGAAGGUGUGUGGGGACCCCGAAGUCACAGUGGACGCCCUCCGUAAGCUGACCCGGUUUGAGGACUUUGAGCCGUCGGACACCCGCGUGCAGUAUUUCUGGGAGGCCCUCAACAACUUCACAAAUGAGGACCGGAGCCGCUUUCUCCGCUUUGUCACCGGCCGGAGUCGCCUGCCCGCCCGCAUCUACAUCUACCCAGACAAGCUGGGCUCAGAAACAACUGAUGCCCUGCCAGAGUCUUCCACCUGUUCGAGCACCCUCUUCCUGCCCCAUUAUGUCAGUGCCAAGGUGUGUGAGGAGAAGUUGAGGUAUGCCGCCUACAACUGUGUAGCCAUCGACACAGACAUGAGCCCCUGGGAAGAGUGAGCCCCCGGCCCAGCAGCGCUCCUGGGGACCACAGGCAGGUCAGCACUGGGCCUGGAUGUCAGAGUGCCUCAGGACAGCAGUGAGUGCCUUCUCUACUGUGCCUCUGCGGGGGGCCAGUGCCCUCCGCAUCCUUCUGAGGUCGGGCUGCCUCAGAGAGGGGAUGGAAGGCAGCCCCUACCCUAAAUAAACCACUUCGCCCCUC